Messenger RNA from Cordyceps militaris CM01, 897 nucleotides. RefSeq names its product Protein kinase-like domain. NCBI's taxonomy places the organism in Eukaryota, Fungi, Ascomycota, Sordariomycetes, Hypocreales, Cordycipitaceae. The record is from RefSeq and is a predicted model, not a curated record. The transcript has a single exon. Bases 1 to 897 code for a protein of 298 amino acids.
AUGCCUCUUCGUCUCCAGAUGACGAAAAUGGUCUCGUCGAUUCUGAACAAGCCUUGCUCGUGGUUUCUGCCGCUGGAGGCACAAGAUGCGGUCUUGGACGUCUAUGCGGAGCCAGGCGAUUGCCUUUACAGGAUUCGUCGUGGUGUCGGACAUCACGCACGGGUGGUGUACGUUGAAGUAUUUUCCACAGAAUUUAUCCCCGAAGACGAGCGUACCGAUGGCUAUUUCAUCUUAAAAAGACUCGCUUGUCUUGAUGAAUGGCGUCAUCAGUGGAAGACACUUGUGGUUGCAACAACCGAGUCUGGUCUGCGCGUAAAGGCCGAUGCCUUCCAGCCGCACUGCGUCUCUCCCGACUAUGUGUACGACGACUAUCCCAAAUUCGACAUUCUGAAACUCAAGUGCGACCAUAACCUGAAAGUCCGGACCUGGCGGUGCGAACACCGAGGCUCGGUCACUUAUGUCAAGCUGGCCAGGUUCGACUUUGAAGUCGCGGCUCUCGAGCAAGAGAUCAAGACAUACCACCUGCUGCGCGGCUCCUCCCUGGCCCCUGCCAUGAUCGGCUACGUCUACGAGGACACGUGCGAUCGCGUGGUCGGUUUCAUCACCGAGCAAGCCGUCGGACCCUACCCCGAGGUGGCCGACCACGCGGCGUGCGCGGCGGCCCUGCACGAGCUACACGAGAAGGGGAUUGCGCACGGCGAUCUGAACAAGUACAACAUCAUCAUGACCAGCAACGGGCCCAAGUUUAUUGACUUUGAAGCAUCCAACGUUCGUGGCGAGGCGGCCGACUGGGAGCAGCUCGCGCAGAAAGAAACGCAGGAGUUCUAUGGACGGCUAUCUGAUGAAUCUGGUCUCGGGGCACCGUGGCGACUUGUUCAAAGAGACAAUGACGAGUGA